Messenger RNA from Engraulis encrasicolus (European anchovy), 2459 nucleotides. RefSeq names its product protein NLRC3-like. The transcript has 7 exons. Gene Ontology annotation, biological process: intracellular signal transduction. Gene Ontology annotation, molecular function: protein binding. The annotation marks the transcript as partial. The record is from RefSeq and is a predicted model, not a curated record. NCBI's taxonomy places the organism in Eukaryota, Metazoa, Chordata, Actinopteri, Clupeiformes, Engraulidae.
AUGGCUGCGGACUCAACGCUGGUCAACGAGCUCAACGCAUUCUAUGCGCGCUUUGAGGUCAGUGACGACGAGCGCACUCACACCAAGCCCGUUGCGUUAAGUCCACUUGAUGUGAAGAAGCCAAACUUCCCUGUCCCCAGCUGUGUGUCCAUUAAGACUGACCAGUCCAUGGAUCUACCACUGCGGUUUGGAGCAGGAAACUCCUCUGAUCACAGAUGUAAAACAAUUUGUGUGCAGAAUCACAAAGCCCUUCUGAAGGAGAAGUUUGAGUGUUUGGCUGAGGGAAUCUCCAAGCAGGGAAACCCCACACUGCUCAAUGAGAUCUACACAGAGGUCUACAUCACAGAGGGUGGCAGUGGAGAAGUCAAUGAUGAACAUGAGGUCAGACAGAUUGAGGCAGCAUCCAAGAGAUCAGAUGCAUAUGACAAACCAAUCAAAUGCAAUGAUAUUUUCAAACCUUUACCUGGACAAGAAAAGGAUAUUAGAACUGUGCUGACAAAGGGAGUGGCUGGCAUUGGGAAAACGGUCUCUGUGCAGAAGUUCAUUCUGGACUGGGCUGAAGGAACGUUCAAUCAGGAUGUCCACUUCAUAUUUCCUCUUCCCUUCCGUGAGCUUAACUUAGUGAAGGAGGAACAUCUCAGUUUUGUGGGUCUAAUUAAACGAUUCUGUGGUGACAUCCAUGAUUUGAGCAUUUUCACUGGUGACAGCUGCAAAGUUCUGUUCAUCUUCGAUGGUCUGGAUGAGUGUAGGAUUCCUCUGAAUUUCAACUCCACCUCAAAGUGUUGUGAUGUAACAGAAGCAACCACAGUGUCUGCUUUGCUGACCAACCUCAUCAAGGGGAAUCUGCUGCCCUCUGCUUUCCUCUGGGUCACUUCCAGACCAGCAGCAACCAGUCAAAUCCCUCCUGAGUAUGUGGACCGUGUGACAGAAGUACGGGGAUUCAGUGAUCCCCAAAAGAAAGAAUACUUCAGGAAGAGAGUUAGGAAUAAGAACAUGGCUAAAAGAAGCAUCGGCCACCUGAAGUCAUGCAGGAGCCUCUUCAUCAUGUGCCACAUUCCUGUCUUCUGCUGGAUUGCAGCCACUGUGCUAGAGAUAAUGUUGAGAGAAAGAAACACAGGAGAGAUCCCCAAGACUCUGACUCAAAUGUACACACGCUUCCUGAUGAUUCAAACACAAAUCAAGCAGAAGUACACCGAAAGAAAAGAGACGGAUGAAGGGAUGAUUUUCAAGCUGGGGAAACUUGCUUUUCAGCAGCUGCAGAAGGGCAAUCUGAUCUUCUAUGAGCAGGACCUGAGAGAGUGCGGCAUUGACAUCACAGAGGCAUCAGUGUACUCAGGAGUGUGUACCCAGAUCUUCAGAGAGGAGGCCGGGCUGUACCAGGGGAAGGUGUUCUGCUUUGUGCAUCUCAGCAUUCAGGAGCAUCUUGCUGCAUUGUAUGUGCACCUCACUCUCAUCAUCCACAAGGAAAAUGUUCUCAGCCCAGCAACCCGAAGGCCAGCCACCUUUAAAUCUCAGCUUGCUCAUGUCUUCAGGAUUGUGUCUGUGUAUCAGCUGCACAAGACAGCAGUAGAUCUGGCUUUACAGAGUGAAAAUGGACAUCUGGACCUUUUCCUCCGCUUCCUCCUGGGCCUCUCACUGCAGUCCAAUAAAAAUCUCUUGAGAGCUCUGUUGCCACAGGCAACCAUUCAAUCACAGAGCACAGAUAAAACUGUCCAGUACAUCAAGAAGAAGAUUGGUGAAAAUCCCUCCUCAGAUAAAUGCAUGAAUCUGUUCCACUGCCUAAAUGAGCUGAAUGACCAGUCCCUGGUGGGGGAAAUCCAAAGCUACCUGACAUCUGGAGAUCUAGAGGGAGCAAAUCUGUCCCCUGCACAGUGGUCAGCUGUGGUGUUUGUGCUGCUGACCUCAGAACAGGAGCUGGAUGAGUUUGACCUGAGUAAAUAUGGCGUAUCAGAAGAAUGUCUGCUGAGGCUGAUGCCUGUGGUCAAGGCCUCAAGAUCAGCAAUUCUGCGUAGCUGUGGGCUGACAGGGGAAAGCUGCUCCUCUCUGGCUGCAGCCCUCAGCUCAGGCUCAAGUCUCAGACAGCUGGACCUGAGUAACAAUAAUCUGCAGGACUCUGGAGUGGCACUUCUUAGUGCUGCAUUAGGAAAUCCACUCUGUCAACUGGAGACACUAAACUCAGAAUCAAGUCUUAGACAGCUGAACCUGAGGAACAAUCAUCUGAAGGACUCUGGAGUGGCACUUCUUAGUGCUGCAUUAGGAAAUCCACUCUGUCAACUGGAGACACUAAAGCUGGGUAAAUGUAAGCUGACAGGGAAAAGCUGCUCCUCUCUGGCUGCAGCCCUCAGCUCAGGCUCAAGUCUCAGACAGCUGGACCUGAGUGUCAAUGUUCUGCAGGACUCAGAUGUUGAGCCUCUCUUUGCUCUUCAGAGGAACCCAGAGUGUAAACUACAGACACUAGA